AGUAGACAAAAAUAUUGCUCAUGUGAAACUGUGAAAGACAUUUUCAUACUUGAGAUUUUAUUUUUUUUGGACUUUAAAGUUGACCAUCUAUUUUAUAUUUCAAAUAGAAAUUCGUUCUUCUACAUAUUAUAGUGAUAAUUGUCAGCUCUAGUGACCUUUAUCGUUAUGCUAUCAUUUUAGACUAGAAAAAAUGUCAAAUAUAGAAGUUAAACAUCUGCUAAGACGUAAAAGGUUUAAUGAGAAUGAAUGGAAUUUCAUAUGUUUAUUAUUCUACCUACCACUUGGACUGAUCCUUUACUUGUUGAGAAGUGUAUUAACGAUAUUAGUUUUGCUAUUAGGAUGUAUAUUACCUGAUGCUCCUUUUUCAAGGAACAUAAUUAACAGAAUAACUUGUCUGAGCUUUGGGAUAACUGUAACAGUUGAAAAUAUUGAGAAGCGAGAAAAUGUAGAUGUUUACAUUAGCAAUAGUCUCUCCUUAUUUGAUGGUUUAGCUGUUCAUCAGGCAACAAAGUCAAUAAGUGAUGGGCCUAAAUUGAUACCUCUGAUUUCUAAAAGCCUUGGAAUAUUUGAGUUUGGAAGUCCUUCUAAUACUGAAACUUUUAAGCAGAAUGUGUUGCUACUUCAGUCACAUGAGAAGUCCCCUCUGCUAUUUUCACCUGAGGGAAGGGUUACAAAUGGCAAAGCUUUAAUAUCUUUUGAAUCAUAUCCAUUCUCUUUUGCAAAUAAAGUACAACCAGUAUGCAUCACAAUCGAAAGACCUUUCUUAGAUAUUUCACUUAGUUCUUUAGGAUCAUCGACUCUUAUCGACACUUUUUUCUAUAUGUUUUCUCCUUCUACAAACUACAAAUUGAAAUUUUUAGAUGUCUUAGAAAAAAAAAAUCUUUCAAAUGAAGAAUUUGCAGAAAUAGUUAGACAAAAUAUUGCAGCAGGAUUGAAAGUUGAAGCUGUUAAUUACACAGCUAAGGAUCUCAUAGAAUUAGAGAAACGUUUAUUAGCAGAACAAAAGAGAAUUCAAUCUGAACAAACACUGACAAAUCCUGCCAACAUCCCUGUGGUCAGACGGAUGGCAAGGCAAGUUAAGGAAGUUUUACCACAUGUUCCUUAUGAAGCAAUAUAUUCAGAUUUAUAUCGAACAAGAAGUGUUGACAAUACUAUAACUAACAUCCUAGAGGGUCGAGUACAAUUUAGACCAGAAAUGCAAAGUUCUCAAGAGCGAAGAAGUCAAUUACCUUCAACAUCAACAUUUUCUUCAUCAAACAGUAAUACAAUGUCCACUCCUUUUCCCUCUUCUUCUUCUAGUUCUUUAAAUACAGCAGCCAGCAGUUUUUCUAAAUCAGCUCAUGAACGUACUAAAUCAUUUCACGAAAGAAAACAACAACUUAUUGCUAAUGCUCGUAGAAGAUAUAUUGAAAAACACAAUUUAGACAUCCCUUUGUAAUUCAUCAUUUCUAGAGUUAGUGUCAAAAUCAAAAGGCUCUUGCUUCACACACAGAGUACGAUAUUGAGUGGUCUAUUUUUAAGAAUAAAAUUAGAAUAAAAAUGAUUUUGAAUAUUCUAGCAUAUUUAUUUAUAUUAUUGAAAUGAUAAAUAAAAUUAUAUUUGUUUUU
Harmonia axyridis is the source of this 1607-nucleotide messenger RNA. RefSeq names its product lipid droplet-regulating VLDL assembly factor AUP1-like. Bases 191 to 1438 code for a protein of 415 amino acids. Gene Ontology annotation, molecular function: ubiquitin binding. NCBI's taxonomy places the organism in Eukaryota, Metazoa, Arthropoda, Insecta, Coleoptera, Coccinellidae. Gene Ontology annotation, cellular component: membrane. The record is from RefSeq and is a predicted model, not a curated record. The transcript has 5 exons.